AUGAGCGCCUUUGUCGACUUGCUUCCGCCACAGAACCCUUCACCUGCCAUACCGCUACCACCAGUUUCUUCAGCUGCGAACAUGUCUCUGAACCCGCUGAACGGAGGGCAUUUUGUCCAUAACGAGAAGAGGGUCGGCGAUGGCGGCUCUCUGUUGAAACGACUUUCACUCGAGAACAAAACUGCUAUCGUCUCUGGAGGGGGCGCUGGAAUCGGCCUUGCUGUCGCCCAUGCGUUUGCUGAAAUGGGUGCCAACGUCGCCAUUUGGUACAGCACUAACAAGACGGCUAGGGCAACAGCCGAUGCCCUCGCCAGCAAGUACAACAUAAAAUGCCGAGCAUAUCAGGUAGAUGUGAGGGACCCUGGAGAAAUCGAGAAGACGAUUGAUCAAGUGGUCCAAGACUUUAACGGACGGCUUGAUAUCUUCGUAGCCAACGCCGGGAUCCCGUGGACUAAGGGUCCUAUGAUUGAUGGCCCCUUGGAUCACUACAGGGACGUUGUCCGGACAAACUUGGACGGAACAUAUUUCUGUGCCAAGUUCACCGCGAAACAUUGGCGCCGGCAGAAGCUGGAAGGAACAACAACAUCGGGACAGCCGCUUAUUAACUAUACCUCGGGAAGCUUCAUCGCUACAGCAUCGAUGAGUGGCUCAAUUGUCAAUAUUCCUCAACUUCAGGCCUCAUAUAACGCUGCCAAGGCGGGGGUGAUCCAUAUGUGCAAGAGCCUAGCCGUGGAAUGGGCACAAUUCGCUAGGGCCAACUCUGUGUCUCCGGGGUAUAUCAUCACGGAUAUUUCUACUUUUGUUCCCGGCGAGAUGAAGGAAAUCUGGAAGGACAAUAUUCCGCUAGGACGUGAGGGCGAGCCACAUGAGCUACAAGGUGCCUAUCUCUACCUGGCUUCAGACGCGUCUACGUACACCACGGGCGCCAAUCUGAUGGUUGAUGGAGGUUACACUGCUCCUUGA
Messenger RNA from Fusarium falciforme, 963 nucleotides. Its product is annotated as Oxidoreductase. The coding region runs from base 1 to 963 and encodes 320 amino acids. Gene Ontology annotation, molecular function: oxidoreductase activity, acting on NAD(P)H, oxygen as acceptor. The record is from RefSeq and is a predicted model, not a curated record. Gene Ontology annotation, cellular component: intracellular anatomical structure. The transcript is spliced from 3 exons. Lineage: Eukaryota; Fungi; Ascomycota; Sordariomycetes; Hypocreales; Nectriaceae.